CGAAAGUUCAUUCAGUGCUGGAAGACAUUCACUAGAGCUCAGUUGACGAUGGCGUCUCUGCCGAACGGUGCCAAUGCCAAUGCCAACGACAUCAUCGAACUGGAGGGUGGGAGGACACGCAGUGGCACGAGGAGAGAGCCUCCUCAUUUGGCCAGUGCGAGUGCCGUCUCUCUUUGUGCGUGCGUGUGUGUGUGUUGCAUUGUCAUGCAUUCAGAGGAGAUAGAUGAGGACUACGAGCCGUCUCAGGAGGAGAUCCUCGAGUAUGCCGAGUGGCUGGGCAUGGACAAGGAGGAGGACAAAGACCUGCUUUGGAUUGCCAAGGAGGCCCUCAAGGCGCCACUCCCGGCCGAAUGGAAGCCAUGCCAGACCAGCAAGGGCGGAGAGAUCUUCUACUUCAACUACCGAACACACGAGAGCCAGGUCAGGCAGCCCACACACAUUCACACGCGCAGCUAGUCAUGGAGACGGGCCGAUAGACACGCCCUGGAGAUUGUGUGGCUGUGCGCACGUGUGUAUCUUAUCUUGUGUGUGACGGCCUGCAGUGGGACCAUCCAUGUGACGCAUACUACCGCAAGCUGCUGCAGGACUACAAGGCCAAGAGAGCCAAAGCCAAGGGGGAGCCAGACAGGGGGGACGCGGCAACCAGGAAGAGCAAAGACAGAGACAAGGGCGACAGAAAGAAGAAGAGCAAGAAAGCCAGGCAGCAGGGCGGCAAGGAGACACCCAAAGACGCCGACAGCAGUGCGUCAGGGGCGAGCAGCGGCCGGGGCGGUGGAAAGCCGCCUCUCCCAGACCUGCGGCUACCAGUUCAGUCCAAGCAAGGCACGCUUUUCGGCAAACCUGACGACUGGCUGCUCAAGUCGUCACCCAGAGAGGAGGAAGAGACACCGGCAGACAAGAGCGCUGCGUCGAGCAAGAGGGGGAAUGCAGAGGACGAGAGGCUGGCUCGCGAGGUCCUGAAUGACAUAUUCCAGCUGGGCAGGGGCAGGGCUGAGGGCGGAAAGGGGGCGGCCUCCAAGGGGUACCGGAGAGGCAAGCCGGAGGAGACAGACUCCUGGAGCAGCUAUGAGUCGGACGAGAGCGACGAGCCGCUUCCGCCUGACGAGGACCCGGCUAGAAAGGCCAUGGCGUCAGUACCCGUCUUGCCAACAGCCAAGACGCAACACCCUGACGCCACGAAAACCCAAGGCGAUAUCGCAGGCGAGCUCAAGACGCCAAGGGGAGUCCCGCAAAUGAGCCCUCGGCCAAGGGAGAAGGAGAACGGACCCGGUGUGGACAAGGGUCUUCCCCCGAAGACCCCAAGAGAAACGAGCAAUGAGGCCUCAGUCCGUGGCAGCAGCGUCGACCCCGAGGGUGACUACGGCGUGUAUCGCGUGGCUGAGGGCAUGUCAGAGGAUCCCAUCCAGAAGGCCAUCGCACAUCUGUUCGCCUAUGAGCGGCGCAAGUCUGCCGACAGGGGCCAGGGAGUUGGGGAGCCCACCGCAUCGCACGACCAGGGGAUGCGCAGGGCGGAGCUGCCACGUCGCGACAGCGAGCCGCUGGAUGUGAUCAAAGAGGAGCCUGAGAAAGAGGAGGCCGAGGAAACCGAAGACGAGAGCGAGAGGCCACCAACAUCGACCGCCGAACCGCCAGCCAUGUUUCAGCAGGCUGUGUCCAUCGACGAGCAGCGGCCCGACGUUCCCCCUGAGUCGGCAGGCAAGCCGGUGGACAUCGCUCCCACUGUUGGUGCCCCAGUGCCUGUCGAGCAUCAUGACGAGCCACUGGUGUCUCCGCGCCACGUGUUGCAGCCAUCCGUGUCUCGGCCAGCUCUUGCCCCCUUUCGCCCGGACCUUUCCCCUUCUGGCAGCAUUCCAUUGCCCGUGCCUGAUGCCACGGCCAAGCCGGUCGGGGGGCUGGAUGUGCCACCUCCUCAACCAUCAGCGCAGAGCACCAUGGCGCCGUCAAUCUCGAGGCCAUCGACAGGUGAAAGCGAGUGGUGACCUCGUGUGUGUCCCUGCAUGCGCUCCUCAAUUGCGUGCCUGUGUGUGCAGGAAUGACAAUCGCAAUGGACGGUACAGCGCCUCCCGCCGCCCAGCCUCCUGUUCAGCUGUCUGCUCGGCGAGAGGAUCACGUGCAUGAUAAGGGCGAUGAGGGGAAGGGUUACGUGUCUCGUGAUGAGGAUGAGCCAACCAGGACCACACAGAGGGCAUGGGAGGCACCCGGGGCCAGCUCAACUGACGCAUCAGAGGUACCAAAGACAGAACCUCAUCUAUGUGGAGCAGCAAAUCAGUAUCUGCCAUCCAUCCAUUCCACGUGCAGACUUUCUUGCAGACGACCACGUCCUCCACACACACCGGCCGCGCUUCCCCCGACACCGAUGCCCCCCCUCGGGUGCCGUCCUUCCCCCUCCAUCCAUCCGUCUCCCCCACCAUACCGCCCUACCCACUGCACCCGGGCUUCCAAACCCCACGUGCACCCGAAGCCGGCACCUAUGGUCAGGGGACCACCGACACCGCUGAGUUGGUGCGGCUGGUGCAGCAGCUGCUGGGGGGCAUGGCUGGGGGGACACUGGGGGGCGGCGGUGUGGGGUGGCAGCGUGAGGUGCAGUGGUCGAUGCAGCAGAUGAGGGAGGAGAUCGUGCCCGCCGUGAGGCGACUGUCGGACAAAAUCGACGUCAACAUGAGGCUGCAGGAGGAGGUCAGACGCAGAAGGCCUUGUGUCUCAUAGGAAAUUGUGUGUGUGCAUCCGUCUUGUCAUUGUGUGCAGGUUCAUGAGUUGCGUCAGCUGGUGAGGACGCUGCGGCUGGAGUUGGAUGAGUACAAGGCGGAGACACACCUCACGCGCAUGAAAGAAAAACUCGCUAGCGUUGAGCCCGCAAGGCACCCACCACCACCACCACCACCCGCACCGGUGCCAGCUUCGGCAUCCAUGCCCGCACCAGCAGCAGGCCAAGACAGUGGACAGGUCGCGUCAGUCAAUACUACACCCCGAAAACCUCCCUCCCCUCAUUUGUGUGACAUGAUGCUCUGCUUUUUCUUGUUUGUUUUCAGCUAACCUCUGAUGUGUUCCCGACCUACCGCCUGGUCCCUGAGCUGCCAGCAGCAGAAACAUCGUCCUCACCCCAGUACAUCUUCUCGCGGUCGCCUGCGUCCCCCUCACCUCGACUGGCGGCUGUCCUGGAGACAUCGUCCACACAACCACCGCCGCCCAUGCCCACCAUGACGCGGUCAGAGGGUGACCGGCUGCUGGUCGUGCCGCCACUGCAUGUCAGCGGGCUGUCGUCCGAGAGGAGCACUGGGCGACCGCCUCUGCUGCUUGGUAAGGACGGCCACUUGGCCUUUGGAAUGCGAGCUGAUGUGCGUCUGUGUUUUGGUGUGUGUUCAGGGAGCGCCCGGGCGGCGCCAGUGAGUCAAGCAUCGGCGUACUCGUAUUCUGCGUCGCAUGUGUCGCCUCGCGAGCGGUGGGCUCUGCCCACCUACUGGGCCACACGGAGGGACAGGGGCUACACACACACUAUAGGCAAGACAACCCUCACAAGGAGAAGCCCGGCAGCAGGUGAGGCAACCACCACCAUUAAUAAAUAUCUGCAUGUACACGGCAUACACAAUCCACUCUUCUGUCUGCAGGCUACUCUCGCCCUUCGCACCAGCUGCUGAAGCCCGCCGGCUACUUGACUGAGCGGCGGACGACCGAGGAGACCCUCGAGCAGGCAGCAGCAGCCGCGGUCUCAGUGUCAACCUCUGCUCGACGAGACACCGACGAGUGCCUCAUGACGGCCGCAUCCAAGCUGGAGAGGCGCAAGAUGGAGCUGAGACAUGAGCGGGACGCCCUGAUGGCCGAUCGGUGGCGGUGGGAGAGGGACAUGGAGUCGUGCAUGGGCCGCAUGAAGGCGUCAAUGAGUGAGUCGUCUCGGCGUGAUGCCAAGGUGGAGUAUGACCUGCUGGGGGAGGUGCGGGGGGUGCUGGAGAGGAGGACUGAGCAACUCAACGAGGCCAUGAGGUCGGUGAGGGGGAGACAGGGGGAGACAGGGAGAGACAUGCAAAAGAGAAAGAUCGGCCUUUGUGUGACUAUGUGACUGUAUGAUUAUGUAGGGACGCCCGUCGUGGUGAGGAGAAGCUGAGGGAAUGGAGGGACAGGCUCGGGCAGGUCAGCACUUACUGACAAAACACAAAUCCAUUGCUGAUCUGAUCGAUCGUCAUUUUUCCGUCGGUGUGUGCAUGUGUCGUGUGUUGUGCCCGCAGCAUACGUCGAGCAGUGUUGCUGCCGCAGUCUGACGUGUCAUCAAGUAACUUGGAGCAUUUUUUGCUUUCCACCGAUCGAGCGAUGACACACAUAUACACUUGCGUGUGGUCGGCCAGACGGCCGUCUCCGUCUUCAUAAACCAGUCAUCUUUGUAUGUGCUGGCUGCACUAUCAUUUGUCUCAUCGAUUGACAUUGCGCAAAGAGACGGUCUCAGAG
This is a messenger RNA of Vitrella brassicaformis, 4437 nucleotides long. Lineage: Eukaryota; Vitrellaceae. The record is from the annotation of a GenBank genome assembly.